Molecule: messenger RNA, 927 nt
Organism: Auanema sp. JU1783
Lineage: Eukaryota; Metazoa; Nematoda; Chromadorea; Rhabditida; Rhabditidae
Source: the annotation of a GenBank genome assembly
AUGAGUGAAAAACAGUCACUCGUAGAUAUGGAAAAAGAGGCUCAAAGCCUCAGAAAAGUAGCAUUCAUGGGAGUGUCGAUGGCUACCAUUGCUACUGUCCUUUGCGUUGUUUCGGUUCCCAUGCUUUACAAUUAUAUGCAACAUAUGCAAUCUAUUAUGCAAAAUGAGGUUGACUUCUGCAAGUCCAGGUCUGGUAGUAUCUGGAGAGAAGUUUCAAGAACUCAGGUUUUAGCAAAUGUUUUUGGUAAAUCUGUUUCAACAUCUCGACAUGCACGUCAAGCUGGCUAUGGAUACAAUAAUCCUUCGUUAGCCGUCGAAAGUUCGUUUGGUGGCGGAUGCUGCGGUUGCGGUGUUAGCCCACCUGGACCUCCUGGUCUACCAGGAUUAGAUGGCAAUGACGGAGACAAUGGUUCCCCAGGAGAAGAUGGUCGAGACGGUCCUGAUGCACCACCACCACCACCACCACAACUUGUCGAUUGGUGCUUCGACUGCCCUGAUGGACCAGCAGGACCUGCAGGUCUUCCAGGUCCCAAGGGACCAAAUGGAAACCCAGGAGCACCAGGAGACCAAGGAAACCCUGGUAACAAUGCAGCCGGAGGACCACCAGGACCAAUGGGUCCACCAGGAGAACCAGGAGAGCCUGGACGCUCUGGCCCACCAGGACAACCGGGAACGGUCAAAGAAGUUCCAGGUCCAGAUGGACAACCAGGUCCAGCUGGCCCACCAGGACCUUCAGGACUUGAUGGUCAACCCGGAAUCCCAGGAUCUCCAGGAGCUGAUGGUUCUCCAGGUGAUGCAGGAGACCAAGGAUCUUCAGGACUACCAGGCAAACCAGGUUCAGGUGGUCCACCAGGUCCAGAUGGUCUUCCCGGACCAAGUGGAGGUUGUGACCACUGCCCACCACCCCGAACAGCCCCAGGAUAUUAA